UCCUUGUGAUGCAGCUGGCAUUAUAGGCAGAGAGAUUGGCCUUGUCUGUUGGGAUCUGCAGCGGUGGCUUCAUUGCCCCGGUGCAAGGUCUAUGGCAUGGGGGGCUUGAGCACAGAAAGGGCUUCAAGCUGUCAAAGAUCGCAUUUCAAAAACUACACUCUGUCCUUAUGGCACCUUGCCGGAAGCCUGCUUCAUAGCAGUGUCGCGAGGGCCAUCUGGAAUCACACAGAAAUGCAACGGUUCUUGACCGGCCCAACGCUGUUCUGCAACGCUCUCGGAUGCUCCUUAUAUGCCCGCCUACUUUCUGGAUACACACCAACACGACCACCAACGUCAUGAUCUCUGUCUGUUAGCCGUUUGCUCCUUGGACCACACCACAGCACCCGCUUUCGGUGUGUGAUGCUGCGGCAUCUAGUCUGACCAAGCGCAUUAACCUUCGGUCGUUGGCUCUGUCCCUCGAUCUUGCAAGGACGCCAGUUCCUGGCUGGGCUACCCAGCAACUUCCUCAGUAGAUUUCAUCAAGGAACUGC
Trichoderma harzianum CBS 226.95 is the source of this 530-nucleotide messenger RNA. RefSeq lists its product as hypothetical. The transcript has a single exon. The record is from RefSeq and is a predicted model, not a curated record. Lineage: Eukaryota; Fungi; Ascomycota; Sordariomycetes; Hypocreales; Hypocreaceae. The coding region runs from base 97 to 339 and encodes 80 amino acids.